Molecule: messenger RNA, 4681 nt
Organism: Paramuricea clavata
Lineage: Eukaryota; Metazoa; Cnidaria; Anthozoa; Malacalcyonacea; Plexauridae
Source: the annotation of a GenBank genome assembly
AGGACGGACAAACGGCUUUUCUUUGGGCAGCGAGCACUUCAAAUGGUAAAAUGGCGGAAAAUUUGUUAGAAAAGGGUGCACAAGUGUAUGCCAGGCAUAUGGUGAGGAUAGAUGUAUUUUGGCCCCUUGUAUAGACUUGGUCUAUUGUGUGUCAUCCCACUGAAUUUCACCAGAUAUAAUGUAGAUAGGACAAUAGGAUGGAUAGAUCUAUGUUUGUGCAGAUAUAGUCUAUCAUUACAUCUGUGUCAUCUGUAUAUUGCAUCCAACAUGACUGAUGUACGUGUUGAGAAGUUCACUCCCCCUGCUGGUGUACUGUGGACAUCAAUUUUGCCAAGAUGAAUGCGGACAUUAAUUCUAGCCUAGGUAUGGUUUGUGUCUUAAGUGGUGCAAUCCUAGUUUUGGAUGUUAACAAUUCGACAGUAUGUACAUAAUGGACGCUAUUAAUACGGUCAACAAUUUAGGGCCAUUAGUCCGUGUGUGUUGUGACCUCGAAAAGUGCCUAGAAAACGAUUUUCAUUAAGCAUGUCUUAGAACUGAAAUACUUUUACGGGAACUAACACUUUCGAACACGCUGAGUUCAAAUCUGAAAAGUUCCCACUCUGUAGACCCGCAGUUUGUUCACAAAAUGCUAUUUUAUCUUCACUAAUUUCACAACAAAUUUUUUCAUUGUUCAACGGUACGGAUCGAUGACGAUACACGAUUAUGUCACUCAAAAGGACCAAUUUCUAUUAACCAUUCUUCCUUUUAACAAAAGAUCGGCUUUGCUCGAAUCAUUUUGAGUUAUGUAAUCUUAUGCGUGUUGGACGUAAACAACAUAUCUUGUCUACAACUUUGAGAAGGUACAGAUAAUUGAGAAAUAAUUCUUCACAUGCGAUCAAAAUGUUUUAUACAAAGAUAUAAAACGGUAAUCUAUAUGUAAUGGAUCAGCAUUGAAAUUUCCAACACGGUUUCCAAAACGUAAUUCAAGAGAUAACUUAUCAUUGCAUUAGAACUAUUACAUCAGUUGGUGUUAUACUGUGCGAUAAGCAACAGCUCAUACACACAUUUCUCCACUUCGCGGUAAGUUUACAGAGCAUAUUUUAUACUUUGUGACUGAUCCUUGUCUUUGAUUUGAACAUUUAUUCUUAUAGUUUAAGGUUAUUUAAGAUUGAUCCUGUCGUAAGUCUUCUAUCUGCAACCAUUCGACAAUAUUUCGUUUUAGCGUUGUCUUUGCCGUUACGUUGGCUUCGUGUUACUUUUGUUUUAAAUAUCUUGAUCGCGUUAAAUUAGUUACUUUUCAGGCCAGUGACAUAGCUAAAAGACUUGACAUUAAUGUCCGUGUGAUUUUAUAGAGAUAUCUCUAGAACUGAGGAUUUUAGAAAGCAUUAUCUGUACCUUCUCAAAGUUGUAGAUAAGAUAUAUUGUUUACGUCCAACACGCAUAAGAUUGCACAACUUAAUAGAAGUUGGUCCUUUUGAGUGACAUAAUCGUGUAUCGUCAUCGAUCCGUAUCGUUGGACAAUGAAAAAAAUUGUUGUGAAAUUGGUGAAGAUAAAAUAGCAUUUUGUGAGAAAACUGCGGGUCUACGGAGUGGGAACUUUUCGGAUUUGAACUCAGCGUGUUCGAAAGUGUUAGUUCCCGUAAAAAUAUUUCAGAUCUAAGACAUGCUUAAUGAAAGUUAACGAUAUCGGGUCACAACACUGCACGGACUACAUGUAGUCGUGGUAACGGGGUAAUGGUGUUAACACAGUCGUGGCCAUAUCAAGAUGUGUGGGAUAUUUGGAUCCAUGCCUCAUAUUAACUUCAUGAACGCAAUUGCAAAAUUACUUUUUUGGUACAACCACCUACUUCAAAUCAUUCUGAAACCCCUGACAUUUGGCAGAGGUUAGACAGGGUAGGAAACAUUUGGUAUAGGAAGUUUAGCUAAUUUUUCAGGUGGGAACCCUGCUAGCAAGGAAACUGAAAGGGAUAUUGGAAUAAAAAUGAAUUUAAUUUGUCUCAUUUGCUGAAACGUUUAAAAUUUAAUAUAAAACUCCUUCACCGAUGUUUCAUAUCUUGUUUAUAGUUUAAAGUGCCAUUAUCAUGUGCACAAUGGUAGUCAAACCCCAAAGCCAAUGUAGAUGUGGUCAGCAACUAGCCGGUUUCGAUAUGAGUAUAUUUUCUCAAAGAAACUUAUCAUAUAUUAACCCGCCCCUGUGUGCAUGUUGUCACAUGUGAGCUCUUUGCACGCAGUUGGAAAUGUUUAAUCUAGUUUUGAACUGUUUUAAGGGCGAGUACCUAUGGACCGACUUUGAGACCGAGGAUCAUGAUGUGGGUAAGUAUUUUUUCAAUUUUAUAUAAGCCAAUUCAAAGUCUCGACUGCGCAUCCAAAAGGUUUGUUCUGCGUCAAGAUAAAUUUGACAACAUGGACUGUCAAAGUAUUGAGUUGUUCAAUCAUUAUUUGUGUUUCUCUUAUAGCCACAAUCAAUAGAAUCGUCAUUAAAUACAUCUUACAUCAAAGCUGGUUAAUCUCGCUAAGAGCACUUAAAGCUUCUACUUGCAUGCAUGCCUAAAGUAUUUCGUAGCUAUUUCCUAAACAGUUUAUGUUUUGGUAUUACUGACUAAAAAUUAGAUAGUCAUAUAUAUUAUAACAAUUGUGCUACAAUGUGACGCCAUAGGUUUAAGUGCAUGGUUAAUAUGUAUGGAUUGUGUAAAAUAGUAUCUCAGGUAUGUGACAUGUAAUUUAAUGUUGUUCUGUUAGAUCACUUAGAGUUAGAUGUAUUUAUGUUUAUAUUUAUAUAUUGUAGUUAGUUAAUUCACGUGCACGACCACAUCAGCUAUGCUGUAAAUUUACUAUUGUGUUUAAAUAAAUGAUUUUAUUAUUAUUAUUAUAAAUAAAUUUGUACCAGCAUAAUUAUUUUGUUUUUUGUGUAAAGCAAAAUAAAGAAAGGCACACUUCAGGGAAUAUGUUUUCUAAUUUGAAGUAUCUUUUGAGCAACUUUUGCAUAUUCAAACGGUGAUUGAACAGAAUACUUUCAUAUGCUUUACAUGUUAUCAUAUAGUUAAUUUCAAAAACUUCAUUAACAAUUCACGAGGAAAACACAAAGAAAAAUAAUUUGCGUGUCUUAUCUUUAUACAGGAAUGGGCCAUUCCAUUUAAUAUCCCCCCCCCCCCGGUUGACGAAAUUUUCCGAAGGACCGUUUCCGAAGGAGUCUAAAAUCAGUAAUCUCGUCAGCAGGGGGGGUGGAUUUUAACCAUUUAAAAUGGCCCAAUUUCCCAAGAAAUCGACAUUGUUUUAAGGACAAAAGAUUUUAGGCGCCUGGGAAUUUAAAAUAGCACAUCUGUCAAAAUUACUGCACACGCGAGUGAUAAAGCAAUAUUUAUGUAUUUAUUUAAUGCACUUAAUAGUUUUUAUUUUACAAGUACAGUACAACAACAGUUAAAUUAUCAAGGGCCUUGUCAGAUGAUAGUUAAUAGAAUAGGUGGUGUGGAAACUCAUUAGAAUACCAAACAUAACUCAUUAUCUAUGUUAGUCAACGUUUAUUCACAAGCAUGGUCGUUCACCGUCACGUGUGUAUUGCGUUCAUGCCUAGUCCACGACUAGGUGCACAAAUAAUCUGGAAGAAGAGAUUCCCUAACUAAACCGUGUACGUUCAUUGACUGUGAAGUUAUUAAAUUUAUCCUGACCCAAAACACGUCUUGGUCGCGACUCUGAGUUGGCUUAUUCUCGCUAUUCAUAACUGAUAUACCAGCAGUCUGCUGCCGAUUACAAGAAACUGGACUACUUUUAUCUAUCUUAUUUUAUAGAUUUUUUAAAGGAUUUGACCGAGCGUACAACUGGCAAACAAAUAUGCCCAACUGAGCCUGUGCUUAAAACAAUGGCUGCUCCCAAUGAUAUGGUUGGAAUGGACCAAGGUAAUCAAACACAAAUCAAACCGGAGGGCCUGAGUUUACUGUUUUUUGUCCUGUGAUAUUAUUAUUAGCUGUUUAAAGUUGGCACUCUAAAUAUCUUCUUGCGCAGAUUUUCGUUAAUGCGCUACCUUUGUUGGUAAAGUAAUUCAGUUUUCUUGAACACAGUGCAAAAAUGUACAUUGCACAAUUUCGCCCGAGCGAAAUUUUCUGAAAACGCACUUUUGCCGAAACAAUAAACGGAGCGAGAAGAAAACGGAGCGCUUGGCGGUUUCGUGUAAACAGCGGCACCGUAUUUAUCUUUUUAACGUUAUUUUUUAUUUUUUUCAAACGAGCUUAAUGUGAGACGAAACUCUAACAGCUUAGUGUGAACACACGCUUCAUCGUAUAGUGCAUGUGAACGUAGUUUAAAUCAGAUCGUACUUGGCCAUUUUUAUUGUAAUGAUACAGAAAUGGUGUCAAUUAAUAAUGGACAGGUAAAAGCCUGAUCUUUAUUAGAGUGACAAAAGUAAGUCUAUAAACUUAAUGUAUAGCAGUAUGAUUGCGGUUUCUCAGGAAUUAUUAAUGCAUGAGUUUGAGAUUAUUUUAUGCUGCACUAUCGUUACCCAACUGAUACCAUCUUAAGAGUUGAUUAUAUCAUUCUUUUAUUUCAGAAACAAAGAAACCAGCAGUAAACCAAAAGCCUCAAGUUAAAAUUGAACGGGUUAGUGUUCCUGAUUUUGACUGGUGAAAUUUUCAACAAAGCAAAAUUCUGAAUUCGCUUCAAUUUUUAGGAGAAUAAUGAAUACCCAGAAAUACCAGUACGCCGUAAGUAG